AUGUCUAACGCUUACGCUAAAGUUACUGGAAAGGUCGACUACUCUAACGCCCCUGACCCAAAGUCUCUCAUCCAGAGGGAGAGAGACUCGGCUCAGUUCGAUGUGGACCAGAUGAACUACUUCCUUGAGGGUUCUGAAGAGAGAGCCUUGGAGGUGAGAAAGUUCAUCCACCAGAUGGAGACCGACCCUAUCUUGGCUGCUUCUUCCCACGACUACGACGCCACCAAGGCCGAGCACCGUGAGAACACUUUGAAGAAGAUCAACCGUCUUACUCGUUACAUUGAGGUUGAGACCUUUGACUCUUUUGAGAGACGUAUGUCUAUCAUUUCCUUGAUGGACCCUCAGUUCCACACCAGAAUCGGUGUCCACUUUGGUUUGUUCGUCGGCUGUGUCAGAGGUACCGGUACUUCUGACCAGUUGGGUUACUGGAUCUUGAAGAAGGAGAGUGCCUACGUCAAGAACAUCUACGGUUGUUUCGGUAUGACCGAGUUGGCUCACGGUUCCAACGUCGCUGGUUUGGAGACCACCGCCACUUUUGACGAGGAGAACGAUGAGUUUAUCGUCAACACCCCACAUCUUGGUGCCACCAAGUGGUGGAUUGGUGGUGCUGCCCACUCUGCUACUCACUGUUCCGUCUACGCCAGAUUGAUCGUCAAGGGUAAGGACUACGGUGUCAAGACCUUCGUUGUUCCAUUGAGAGACUCUGAGCACAACUUGAUGCCUGGUGUUGCCAUUGGUGACAUUGGUGCCAAGAUGGGUAGAGACGGUAUUGACAACGGUUGGAUCCAGUUCUCCCACGUCAGAAUCCCAAGAUACUUCAUGUUGCAGAAGUACACCAAGGUUAACGAGGACGGUGAGGUUACCGAGCCUCCUCUCAACCAGUUGUCCUACGGUGCCUUGUUGACCGGUAGAGUUGCUAUGGUUAAGGAUGCCUUCAGAUGGUCUUCCAGAUUCGUCACCAUUGCUCUUAGAUACGCUGUCGGUAGAAAGCAAUUUAAGGCUGCUUUGGCCAAGGAGAACGACAGCGAGUCCCAGUUGUUGGACUACCCAUUGCACCAGCGUCGUUUGAUCCCAUUGUUGGCUAUGGCUUACGCUUUCUCCAACGGUGCUAACGUCUUGCAGGAGCAGGCUGACACCUCUAACGACCAGUUGGACGAGGCUGUCCAGAACGAGGACAAGGAACUCUUGGACGCUGGUGUCGAGAGUAUCAAGUCUCUUUUCAUUGCUUCCGGUUCUUUGAAAUCCACCGCUACUUGGUUGACUUUGAGCACCAUCGACCAGUGCAGGCAGGCUUGCGGUGGUCACGGUUACUCUUCGUACGCUGGUUUCGGUAAAGGUUUCAACGAUUUCGCUGUCCAGUGUACCUGGGAAGGUGACAACAACAUCUUGGGUAUGUCCGUUGGUAAGCAGUUGGUGAAGAAGUACGCUGGUAUCACCAAGGAUGGUGAGAAGGCUUCUGGUAUCCUUGAGUUCUUGGGUAACUACAAGCAGUACAUUGGUAACGAGCCAGUCUUGCAGGCUGCUGACUUGAAGAGCCCAAGAAAGAUCUUGAAGGCCAUUGAGGUUACUCUUAUCAGAGCCUCUGCCAGAGCUAACGAGAUUGUUGACAAGAGAGGUGGUGACACUGACUUCAUUGGUUCUGACCUCGUUGUCUUGUCCAAGUUGUUGGCUCACUUCUUCUUGUACAAGUCUUUCCUCGAUAAGAUUGACAGUAUCAAGGAGCAGAAGGAAUUGUACAACGUCUUGGACGUCUUGGCCCAGUUGUACGGUGCCUCUAUUGUCUUGGAGGGCUUCUCUGGUACUUUCUUGACUUACUCCGUUGCCUCCACCGAGGCUAUUGCCCACAACUCUACCGAGCACAUUGCUGAUUUGUGUUCUAGAGUUAGACCACACGUCAUUCCAUUGACUGACUCUUUCAUGUUGUCUGACAUGUUGAUCAACUCUGCCAUUGGUAACUACGACGGUGACAUUUACAAGAACUACUUCAAGAUCGUCAACACCAACAACCCACCACAGAUCACCAAGCCACCUUACGCCCCAGCCUUGCAGGGUAUGUUGAACAGAUCCAGCUUGGAGGAGAGACAGAGAUUCGAGUACGACGACGAGGCCCUCGACAUCUUGUCCGGUAACGCUUAA
This is a messenger RNA of Candidozyma haemuli, 2136 nucleotides long. RefSeq lists its product as uncharacterized. The coding region runs from base 1 to 2136 and encodes 711 amino acids. Lineage: Eukaryota; Fungi; Ascomycota; Pichiomycetes; Serinales; Metschnikowiaceae. Gene Ontology annotation, molecular function: fatty acid binding; acyl-CoA oxidase activity; FAD binding. Gene Ontology annotation, cellular component: peroxisome. The record is from RefSeq and is a predicted model, not a curated record. Gene Ontology annotation, biological process: fatty acid beta-oxidation using acyl-CoA oxidase; lipid homeostasis. The transcript has a single exon.